Molecule: messenger RNA, 6571 nt
Organism: Bactrocera dorsalis (oriental fruit fly)
Lineage: Eukaryota; Metazoa; Arthropoda; Insecta; Diptera; Tephritidae
Exons: 7
Coding region: 618-2267 (549 amino acids)
Source: RefSeq, a predicted model, not a curated record
CCAAACAUUGAAGAAAUCGGUUCAUGUCGUAAACUUAGCUAGCACUAUUAUUUUUUCAGUACAUUUUUUCUAACGUUUUUCAAAUUAUUGGUGUCUAAGUUACUCUACCUUCAAUUGAAUGGAUUUUAACAUCUGAAAAGGCUUUGAGCGUGAUGGAUGCAUCGUUGCUCCCUCAAAAAGACAGCGCUUCGCCUGAGUCAGCUUGUAAAUUUUGAUAAAUUGAAAGGAUUACGCUAUGAACUAGUUCCUUAACCAAGUUUUGACCCAAGCGACUUUUGCCUCUCUCCCAGGCUUAAAAAAUAUCGCGCUGAAAAAAGUUUUUACUAAAAUGAAGUGAUCAAGGGAAACAAACGUCUUUUUAGAAGGGCUCGAAGCUUCAUAUGUACUGUCGAACUGUUACUGUAGGACCAGGGUUGUAGGAAUAUAACCUUAUUUUCAUUCAACAAAACUUUAUUUUAUUUAUGAGCCAAAGACUUUUCAGCCUAUGUGUAUCUAGUAUUAUGCCUAAAUACUUAAUAAAUUGUUAUCAGCGUAUUCGCUUGGCAACGAACAAAGUUUAUAAAACAAACAAAAUUAGUUUUGAAAUUGAGGGAAACAGUUAGUCAUUUGAAUCAGCAAUGAAUACAACAAGCAGGACUGGCUUGGUACCAGCUAAGAAGAGAAACUUCGUAAUAAAAGAAAAGCGGAAGAAAUCUACAGAAACUUUACUACUCAAAUUUGAAGCUUCCCCAGUAGUUCUAUCACUACGACCCCUGGGUGGACUGUAUAAUCCUUUUGCCAAGGGCUGUUCGGUACUAUGUAACCAUCCAGCGCCACCAGACUUAAAAAAUAUAAUUAGCCAAAUGAAAACGUCGCUGACAGUGGAUGGCAAAAGUGUGCAGCUGCAGAAAGAUAAAAACGUUGCGACAUCACUUCAUGAUACCGACAACAUACCGGAAGACCUUUUUCGACGUUACACGGACACAGACUCACGCCCGUUGACACCAACUCCGACAGUUACCAGUGUGCAUACUAGAAACAGCACAAGUUCAUUCUUGAACAAUAGACGCUGUAUAACACCUGAAUUGGGUAAAAAUGAGAUAAUCAAGAGGAAAAAGAUUAUAUUGGAUUUGCGAAGAACACACUCUCAAGAAACACUUUAUUGGAAACCCUCAUCAGAUAUGUCACAAAGCAACACCGACACUGGUGGGCUUAAGCCGAAAAGUGCCGGUGCAAAUGAGGAGCGCAAAAGCAAGCACUUACGUGGCGAAGAACUGCGGCCUAAUACCUCUUUGGGUAAUGUGCAAGUUGGUGAUGGGGUGAAAGAUAUGGAAAGCGUGGACAUAAAGAAAGUAAAAACUUGCAUUAAUGAGCAACAUAUAGAUGACGAAGACAUACGGCGUGGCAAGAAGAGAAAAAAGUUGAAACCCACUACAACUACGACAGCUACAUUUCACCUUAGCGAAGAUCCUGAAACACAAGUUGCUGCGCUCGGUCCGGACUCACUGAACCCGAGCACACGUCCAAGUCUUAUACCCAAUGUGGCGAGUUUGCUGCCAAGCAAAGAAAAACGCGAGAGUGAACCAAUACUUUUGAAAGGCAGUUUUCUAACGGACGAAGCUUUUCAAGCAUUAAAAACGGAACUGGAUAUCGAUGUUAUCGAAAACACUUUUGAUAAAUAUUUGAAUCACGCUUUACGUGAGGCUUUUAAAUAUUUACCGGAGAAGAAACCAAAACCAAUCAAGAAAGCUGUUGAAAAAUAUGAAAAUCCUGCGUUCACUUUCAAAGCCAAAUUGCCACGUAAGCUUUCAAAGUCAGCAACAAGAUUUGAUGUACCGUUAGACCCGAAAUUACUAGAAGAAAUGACCGUUUUAGGCUAUCUAGGCAAAUAUGUGUGGGUCUCUGAUCAACGAAAGCAGCUCUUCAAAAGAGUUUUCCUUCAAUAUUUGCCGACAGAAGUAAUAGAACAUGAUGAAACAACAGACAAUAUGGUAAAGAAUGAUGGCAAUGCCGAAGACGACUCUUAUCGGGUGUUAAACGAGUACGUAGAACGUAAAAUACCAGUCAGUUGCUUUCCGAAAGCAUUAGAAGAUGUUCUAGAAUUUUAUGGCACCGAGCAAAAAAUAUCGAAAAUAUUACAUUUAAUAGAAUAUGAAAAUGAAGAAUCUUCUAAGGAAAUUGAUUUUCGUACUUGGUGUGGCGUUGUGUCGUUUGCUGAACGGUUGGCGCUGGAAAAUUCCAAUGCGUCGGACUCAUGUGAUGAGGACUUACAAACAACCGUUAUGUGAACAAAACUAUAAUACUCUCUUUAGCAACUUUGUUGCGAGAGUAUAAAAAUCGACUCGUUUUUAAGUACCCAAAUUCGCUUUUACUAAUGAGGUAUCUGGCGGUAGGUAUAAAACGCUAGGGGUAGAGAUCACCGAAUUAAAAAACUCAACAUUGAUAUCCUCAACGUAAAGAAGCGGACCAAACGUCGCUGGAAGACAACCCUGCUACCACUAGCGGGCACAACGAUUCUUGAAGCUGCCACAGUCUAUUAAGACUCGAACCAAGAAAAUGCUGCUAGUAUAAACCCGGAAGAGGAAAAAGAACUUCUUCACUUUCAUGAGUAGGUGACCGAAGAUUCCAACUCUGAUAACAAGAAAGGCCCUGGUAGAGGGCAAGCAAGAAUAUGCAACCAACUCGAGGGCAAGUCCAAUCUGAAGGAAGAAGAGGUGAAACGGUUGGUUUUGGACAGAGUGGGAAUGAAAUACGUCCGAGCACACUUCGCUACUUGUGGUGCCAUGCAACUGACUCAUCAUUUUCACAAGAAAGAGGCAGAGUUUGACAUUUGACGUCCAUAGACCACAGUAACCCGCUGGCCCAGAUGUCACAGGAACGGUGGAAAAAAGUGAGAUUAAGCUCUUGGAUGCUCUCUUCUCGAGGAUGGACGCCGAACCAAGCUCACCCAUGCCGCCAUUUGAUGGAGCAUAAUGGUUUAACGGUAAGAGAAGCGGUCAGAACACUUCCAAACCUAUAGUAAGAUGCAAAAUUGGAUGUGGUGGACCACAGCAAUAUUCUAUCGUCCUUACUCCUUGCAUCUUGCUGUAUACCACGAUUGUGAUGCACCAACGGCGGAGCUUAAACGGCUGGCGGUUACAUCCAGUAGAAAGAAGUGAGCGCAUAUUUUUUUCAUAUUUUUUAAUCUUAGAGAUGAGUUCCUACUCAAUUUUAUUUUAGUGCCAGCUUAUUAAGGUGAGGAACUUACCUAUAUAGAACCCACCUUCAGAAACGUCCUAGACAUAACGCUAUAUACCAGUAAAAAUGCAAUAGUGGCACUAACCACUCCGCCAUUCUCUGACCAUCUUCUUCUUCAUAACAUCGGAAGCAAAGAUCAGACACGAAAUUCCGAGAAAUACCAGAAACACAAACUGGAAUCUCUACAGGCAGAUACUAUUAGGCAAGAGACCUAGAUCUUGAGUGUAUAACUCACAUGAAGGGCGUAAAAAGGGCGGGACUGCAUUCACGAAACGCAAAAGUAGCGGAUGGAUAAUUGUGACGAUUCAUUGGAAGUUCUAGCCAGUGUCCACUUUCCUGACUGUAAGGAUGCAGAAAGUAUUAACUAUGACGAGAAUAGCGCGGUAAACUUUCCGAAUACAUCUUUACGGAGAAUAAAAUAUAAUGGGCAGUCCGCUCAUUCUACCCAUACAAAUCGCCCGGUAUGAACAAUCAUUCAUUCAACUGUGUGCCACACUCAUGGAGAGAGCUAGGAUAAUUUUCAUAUCGAAGGCAGCUAGAAGCAAACCAAUAAGCUUAACUUCCUUCCUGCUGAAAAAGUUAGAGAAAAUCUUGGGCUUGGCCUUCUGAAAGCUUGUCCAAUGGGCAAAACACAAAUUUAAUAUUAAAAGAGCCGUAGAAUAUAAAGAAUACGUUCUUGGAGUGCUUCUGGACAUUUCUGGAGCAUUAAAGAAAUUUUUUCGGAAUCCAUUCGAGACUAUAGUUGUUGAUCCUCCCAUAGAAUGAACAACGCUAGAAUGACGAAGGAAGUCUAUCGAGGCACUCCGUAGGUUUGAGUGCUAUAUCCGCCCCUAUAGACAUUAGUGGUGAAUAAACUGUUAAGAAAAUUUCCCAGCAAAACCCCAAAGAUACUGGCAUAUGGUGACAUUUUUAUAACGGGAAAGUGUCUAUCUACCUCGUGCAGGAUUAUGAGCUCCACUCUCGACACAGUUCAGAAUUGGGCAUCGAAAGCGGGUUGGGAUUGAAUCCGGAGAAAAUAGAUCUUCUUGUGGUCACAAGAAAAUACGAAAUCCCUUAAUUGAUGUUCCAAUCGAUAAGUGGUACCCAGCUCUCCCUCAACAACCGCAUCAAGUCUCUGGGCCCAACGUGAAAUAAAGAGUGAGAGAGGCCAGCAAUGCAUACAGGCAUAUGCAUACAGACAGAUGGUCGGCAUAACCUGGAGAAUUUCUCCCUAUACAUUACCCUCGUACUACACACCUAUUGUAACAUAAAUUCUGUUCUAAGGUGCAGUAUUAUAGGCGUACAAAAAUCUAUCUACCGAAAGCCAAUGGAACGAGUUCAGGUGCUCGCUGCACUCUGCAUAAUGAAAGCUCUACGAACCAGUCCAAUGGCGGUUCUUGAACUAAUGCUAAUGCUGCGCGACAACUGGCUGCAUGAGAAUUUACAUAUAGAACCUUUAAGUUCGGUGGGAAAUGCUCCCAUUUCCAAUUGGCUUUAAAAUGGAGGACGGAGUUGGUAUCGGAAAUUCUGAACACAGUUAGACAUAAGGCAGCCUUUUAACCUGUUGGACCAGCGGUAGCAAUGAAAUACGAGGUGUGUUCAAAAAGUAUCGCGAAUUUUGUGUUUUUUCAAAAAAAUUAUUUAUUUAUUCAGGAAUAUCUAUUUUGUCCCCUUCAAAGUAAUCCCCAUGAGAUAUUAUACACUUGUGUCAACGGUUUUUCCAAUCUUCGAAGCACUUCAAAAAAUCAUUUUUUAUAUCCUGAACACUGUUCAGUGAACAGGGUAUAUUAAGUUUGUCACGAUGUUUGUAACACCCAGAAGGAAGCGUCGGAGAGCUUAUAAAGUAUAUAUAUAAAUGAUCAGUAUGUUGAGCUGAGUCGAUUUAGCCAUGUCCGUCCGUCCGUCCGUCUGUCUGUCUGUAUAUAUACGAACUAGUCCCUCAGUUUUUAAGAUAUCCUUUUGAAAUUUUGCAAACGUCAUUUUCUUUUCAAGAAGCUGCUCAUUUGUCGGAACGGCCGAUAUCGGACCACUAUAACAUAUAGCUGCCAUACAAACUGAACGAUCGGAAUCAAGUUCUUGUAUGGAAAACUUUCACAUUUGACAAGAUAUAUUCACGAAAUUUGGCAUGGAUUACUGCUUAAGGUAACAAUAUAAUCUCCGAAGAAAUUGUUCAGUUCGGUUAACUAUAACAUAUAGCUGCCAUACAAACUGAACGAUCGGAAUCAAGUUCUUGUAUGGAAAACUUUCACAUUUGACGUGCUAUCUUCACGAAAUUUGGCAUGGAUUACUGCUUAAGGUAACAAUAUAAUCUCCGAAGAAAUUGUUCAGUUCGGUUAACUAUAACAUAUAGCUGCCAUACAAACUGAACGAUCGGAAUCAAGUCCUUGUAUGAAAAACUUUUCCAUUUAACAAGAUAUAUACACGAAAUUUGGUACAGAUUAUUUUCUAAGACAACUAUGUAAUCCGAAGAAAUUGUUCAGAUCGGAUUACUAUAGCAUGUAGCUGUCAUAAUAAACUGAACAGAUAGUUACUAACAGAAAUGCACCUGUGAAGGGUAUUUAGCUUCGGUGCAACCGAAGUUAACGUUUUUUCUUGUUUUUUUUUUAUCUUCUUCAGCUCCUCCUUCGAUGCCGUCUUUAUCUCGUCAAGAGAAGCGUAACGUCGUCCUUUCAUGGGCUUCUUCAGUUUAGGGAACAAGAAAAAGUCACAGGGGGCCAGAUCUGGGGAAUACAGUGGCUGCGGCAUCAUUAGUGUGUUGUUUUUGGCUAAAAAGUCGCGCACAAGCAACGAUGUGUGUGAGCAGGGGCGUUAUCGUGGUGCAAAAGCCAAUUUUUGUUCUUCCACAAAUCCGGGCGUUUCUGGCGGAUUGCUUCGCGCAAAUUGCGCAUAACUUGCAGGUAAUAUUCCUUAUUGACCGUUCUUCCCUGUGGCAAGAACUCAUGAUGCACCUCGCCCCUGCAAUCGAAGAAAACUGUCAAUUACGAUUCGCGAUACUUUUUGAACACACUUCGUAGUUGACGGGGUAACAACUGCAGAAAAUAUCAAAAGCAUCGCACCAGGGAAACAAUGGUGCAUCUCUUGUGCCCUUGUUCUGCCUUCGUAAUGCAAUUCUUAAAACAUUUUGGGGGCCCCGUGAGACAUUUGACGAUGUAUCGAUAGUGAAACCGCAGACCUUAUUGAAAUUCACGUCAAGCGAUAGCAUCUUGAAGGAUGACUACUUCUCAGUAGUGUGUAGUUAUUUUUGAUAGGUAUUAUAUUUAUUUUGACUUAACUAAAUUUAGGGAACGUGCCGAGCAAUGUCAUUAAAAAGUUUACAAUUUGUCUAAAUUAUGGAAAUGUAAUAUUUGAACUAUUUUGUUAUAUUGAUGCGUAUAUC